Acaulospora colombiana is the source of this 2350-nucleotide messenger RNA. NCBI's taxonomy places the organism in Eukaryota, Fungi, Glomeromycota, Glomeromycetes, Diversisporales, Acaulosporaceae. The record is from the annotation of a GenBank genome assembly.
AUGAGUGCAUUGGAUGAUGACUACGAGGCUUUUCCACCUCACACCAGGAUUCCCAACGACGAGCUGCUCGAGGUCUACGCCGAGCUCACAAACAAUGGGGAAUACGACCUCCUACCCUACGAGGAAGAGUGGAAACAACGUGGCCCGCUUUUGGACUUUUAUGGCUACAAACUACGUCAACGCUACGAAUUGGACUGGCAGCCCUCCUGGGUCGACACAAAUCUCAACCCAUUCUUCUGCGAAGACUCGAUAGAUUCGAGCGUAUUGGCUAUCAAAGCUACCCUCGGAUGGACGCGUGAAGCCAGCAUUGCCUUUUUAUUUACCGAUGGAGACGCUAUCGAAGAACCUAGGAACCAUUGCGUCCCUAUUUUGGAUACUUUUAUUGAAGAAGAUAUUGUCUACCUGGUCAUGCCGCUGCUCCGGGCGUUCAAUGACCCUCCGUUCGUUACUGUAGCUGAAGUUAUUGAUUUUGUAGAUCAGAUGGUCCAGGGAAUCGAAUAUAUGCAUGAACAAAAUGUAGCACAUCGAGAUAUCACUAUUGGUAACAUUAUGAUGGACGCUUCGGAACUGUACCCAGAUGGCUUCCACCCUGUUCGCCAAAAUCUUGCGCGAGACGGCCUUGCCGAGGUGGUUGGCGUUAUGCGCACCCAUGCGCCCGUUCGCUACUACCUUAUCGAUUUCGAUGCGGCUAUUGCUUUCGAAAAAGGAACACCGACAAAACUCAAGUACGCCGAAGGAAAGGCAGGGAGAGAUGAUGAAGUCCCUGAAUUCAGGAUCAAGGCUCCCUAUGACCCUUUCAAGGUCGACAUCUUCCAGUUCGGAAAUCUCCUUAGGAAGGAGUUCCUGCAGAAAUACUCGGGAAUUGAGUUCCUCGAGCCCUUGGUGAAGGAGAUGACACGGCCUCAUGCGGUAGAGCGCCCCAGUGCCUCCAAGCUUCGCCUCAAGUUCAACACUAUUCGGAACCGCCUCACUUCGAGUCAGAUGCGCACCCAUCUCGAACUCAAGGACAUCACCGAUCCUCUUCGGGAACGACUUCUCGCUCUUGGCAUCGAAUCCCUGCUGGACAGCGAGACAGAUGAUUCUCCCGAACAAUCCUCAUCCGAAGCUCCCACUACAGGUAAUAGCAAUCGCAGUCAUGACAGUUACUGGUCUGUUGAUCCUAGCUUGGAUUCGUCUAUGACUUCGCAAUCUUCCGUAGAGCAAGCGGAGCAGGAACAAGAGCAAUCCUCCCAUGGUCCAUUCCAUAUGAUAACGAGUGCCUUGUCCAGGGCUCGUUCGCCGGGCCGCGCCACCUCCAAGGGCCCGGAUUCCAAACCAUCGGUCUGGAAGCCCGCAAAGAUGGCUGAUAGGCAACGCUCGCCUUCUCCAACCCCCAUUUCCCCAGAGUCCAUGUCCAGAUCCUCAGACGAUACACGGCCUUCCGCUAGAUCCACUAGCCCUAAGCCGAAGGGACCAUACCUCCGUACAGGUAAAUUCCCUUGGAGCCGUUCAAGCUCGCCAGAUUCCGCCGGAAGCCCUAUCUUAGCCGUUGUCAACCAAUUCCUCUCACCCGAAGCAUCGGGCCUGUACGGAGGCGAUGGCUUUGACUAUGAGUUGGACCGACCUUAUGAAACCCAAAAAGGAUGGAGCCAAAACACUUAUGCUGCCACUUAUGCCAACUAUGGUCCUUCUAAAAAUGAGCUGCCACCGCAACCGGCGGCUCCACCCGUCACGGCCUCUCAGAACAAUAACGCUGUUGGUGCUAAUGCUGCACAGCAAUCGGUUCCUGGGAGGAACAGACGCAAUACCGUUAGUACCGCGAAACCUCUUGCUUCCUUUGAGACCAUCGCUCCUUCAUCGUUCAUGAGUCCACCGCAAGGCGCUGCCGCGUCAGCAGCUGAGCGGGGUGGAUGGGGCACGAUCAACUCGAUCUAUGAGGAGCCAGAAGCGAACUCUGCUCAACCUUUCUAUGGGGAGCAAGGCGCAAAGUCCACGAUUUACAGCAAGUACAACAAAUCAGUGAACGCACUGCCCUUGUCUUUGAACCAGUCCCAGUGGGAGCCUCCUGCCCCUCCUCAGAAGGAGACCAUCCCCUUUGAUCAGUUCAAUAACAGCCCUGUCGAUUUCUGGGGGACUGAUGCUAUGGUUAAAUCCAUGACGCAAGCUCCCUCGAAGCCUACUGCCACGAGACCAGUGGAAAGGAAAGAGUCCCUGGUUGACAAAUUUGUCAAGCCCACAAAACCCUCAACCCCGAUCCCCUCCAAAAAGAACGCACCCUCUCAAGUCGCAUCAUCCAGCCCACCUAAACCUACCAUUCCUCCUACUCGACCAUCAUUGGCAACUAUUGCGGGUAACCGCAAGAGUACUAUUG